This is a messenger RNA of Dicentrarchus labrax (European seabass), 7011 nucleotides long. It is a transcript of the gene cacnb4b, whose product is annotated as calcium channel, voltage-dependent, beta 4b subunit. Gene Ontology annotation, cellular component: voltage-gated calcium channel complex. The transcript is spliced from 13 exons. The record is from RefSeq and is a predicted model, not a curated record. Gene Ontology annotation, molecular function: protein binding; high voltage-gated calcium channel activity. Bases 456 to 1967 code for a protein of 503 amino acids. NCBI's taxonomy places the organism in Eukaryota, Metazoa, Chordata, Actinopteri, Moronidae. Gene Ontology annotation, biological process: chemical synaptic transmission; calcium ion transmembrane transport; neuromuscular junction development.
UGGAUAUUGAGGAAGGAUCCACUGCUCUGCUGCUGCUGCUGCUGCUGCUGCUGCCGCCUCUGCUGCUUGUUGUGUAUAUGUAUAUGUGUGCGUCUGUGUGGGUGUGUGUGCGUGUGUGUGUGCGUGGAAGCCUGAUGAAAUGAAAUGCCAGGAUUGGGCUACCUCCAGGGAGAGCCUCUCCAUCCUAUAAUGUGAGCCAGCCAGCAGCACUGUGGGAUCAGGGAGAAGCUGCAUCUAUCAAGCGACGGGCCUCCGGAGGACCAGGCGUGAUCCAACGGGAGGGGAGAUUUUUAAAAAAAAAAUUAUUCUUCUCUGCUGUGGAGAGAAGCAAUUGUCGUCAUCCCCCCAUCCAUCCUUUUUUUUUCUCUGUGGUGCCCCCUCCUUCCUCCUCCGCCUCCACUCUCAUUUUUUCCCCCUCAUUCUUCUAGAGGCGCUCGUUGGAAUAUCAAACCUCCAUGUAUGACAAUUUGUACCUGCAUGGAUUUGAAGACUCGGAGGCGGGCUCAGCUGAUUCAUAUACUAGCAGACCAUCAGACUCAGAUGUCUCUCUGGAGGAGGAGCGGGAGGUGCAGGCCCAGGUCCAGAGCCAGAGCCCAAGCCAGAGCCAAGGACCGGGACAGAGCCGCCAGGAGAGGGAGCAGCAGGCCACCAUUCAACUGGAAAGAGCCAAGACUAAACCUGUGGCAUUUGCUGUAAGGACCAAUGUCAGCUAUUGUGGCGCACUGGAUGAGGAUGUUCCAGUACCAGCCACAGCCAUCUCCUUUGACGCCAAGGAUUUCCUUCACAUAAAAGAGAAGUUCAACAAUGACUGGUGGAUCGGUCGGUUAGUGAAAGAGGGCUGUGAGAUCGGCUUCAUCCCCAGCCCUCUGAAGCUCGAGAACAUCCGGCUCCAGCAGGAGCAAAAGAGAGGACGAGUCCAAGGUAAGUCUGGAGGGAACUCUUCUUCCAGUGUAGAGGAUGAGGUAUCUGCCUCUAUCCGACCUCUCAUAUCCUCGGCAGGAAAGCAGAAACAGAAAGUGACGGAGCACAUCCCCCCGUAUGACGUGGUUCCCUCCAUGAGGCCUGUAGUGCUGGUGGGACCCUCGCUUAAGGGUUAUGAGGUAACCGACAUGAUGCAAAAAGCAUUGUUUGACUUCCUCAAGCACAGAUUUGAUGGCAGGAUAUCGAUCACACGAGUCACAGCAGAUAUAUCAUUAGCCAAGAGGUCUGUUCUCAAUAACCCCAGUAAGAGGGCCAUCAUUGAAAGAUCCAACACUCGCUCCAGCUUAGCUGAGGUGCAAAGUGAGAUUGAGAGGAUCUUUGAGUUGGCCCGCUCCCUGCAGCUGGUGGUGCUAGACGCUGACACCAUCAACCACCCAGCCCAGCUCCUCAAGACCUCCCUGGCCCCCAUCAUCGUUCAUGUUAAAGUCUCCUCACCAAAGGUUCUGCAGAGGCUUGUCAAAUCCAGAGGGAAGUCCCAGAGCAAACACCUGAAUGUGCAGCUUGUGGCAGCUGACAAACUGGCCCAGUGUCCUCCAGAAAUGUUUGACAUCAUCCUGGACGAGAACCAGCUGGAGGACGCCUGUGAGCAUCUCGCCGAAUACCUCGAGGCCUACUGGAAAGCGACCCAUACCUCGAUGGCGACGCCCCUAAACCCCCUGCUGGGACGCAACCUGGGCCCCACCACCCUCACCCCCUACCCCACCACCAUCUCUGGACUGCAGCAGAGCCAAAGAAUGCGACAGAGCAACCACACGGGAGACCAUUCCACCCCGAACGAGCGACGUAACCUGAUGACAUCGGACGAAAAUUACCACAACGAGCGGGCGCACAAGGGACGCAAUCGCAUGUCUUCUGGCUCACAGCAUAGCCGAGAGCAGCAGGACCCCUACCAGGACUACCAGGACCCCUAUCAGGAUGCAUACAAGCCACAUCGCAAUCGCAGUUCACCGGGCAGCUACAGCCAUGACUCCCGGCACCGGCUCUGAGCCAAGUUCUAUCAUCACCAGGGCCCAAACGGCCCAGAUUCCACCUGAAAUAAACGCUGCAACAGAGCCAAGAUGGUCCCAAAUUGUACCUUUUUGUUUUGGUUCGCGUUCAUUUGUUUUGUCUACCUGGCUAUUUUUCUCUUUAAAAGUCCAACAAAAUCAUGUUCAGGUGUUUGUUUUUAACCAAGCUGCCAGGGCAAACCCCGUCAAUCAACAGCGCGAGUAGUCACAAGGUUCAGGAUGCCAACAUUAACUAAUGCUGUAAAAUGAAUUCCUUAAAUUUCUCUUCCUGGGACCUUUUGGGAUUGUACUAACACGAUGCUUAGCAGACGUGCAAAGCAGACUGUGCUUGUUGCCUGUGUCAGCAAGCUAAUUAUGGAUAGUGGUCAGAUGGUGAUGGUGUAUGGGCUUCUACGUGCCUGGGACAUCGCACCAGGUCAGAGGGAAGUCCACUGCACACAGACUGCUGAAGGCUGCUGCCCCCUACCCUGGGCCAUGUAUAAAUCCUCUCACCAUUUAGCUUAUUGCAUGCUGAUAGACGACCAACCUCCGCAUCCACUUCACUGAUAUUUUGUACCUAGCAUUCUGGAUUCUCCAGCGAAGAGGUGUAGAUACGGAGGUCCAAUUUUCUAAAUCACCUGAUUGUGUGGAUAAGACGGUAGGUGGUGGGUUUGCGUGGGGGUGUGCAGAUGAUAUCUGGCUGCUAGUUUCGAAAACUGGUGCUUCACAUUCCCAAACUAUUUUGCUAUUUGAAAGUCACUUUGAGCAAGGCCAGCUUUUCUGUAGCAUAGCUUUAGGAUUUCAUUUGGGUGAAGACCCUCACCGUCAUAAGCGGAGCAGAUUCUGAUGGUGCUGGGAUCAGAUCUCAGUUACACUGUAGGAGAAGGCAAUACUGCUUCUGUUCUUAACAGCGAGCACUUAGAGAGGUAGAGAAGGCAAUAGCUGUGACAGUUUGUCUAGUAUAGUGAAAUACAAUAGCAAAAUAUGACUUGAGAUGCCGUUUGAUGUUGCUAAGAUGUGGACCAGCAUAGAAACCAAUGCUAUGAGAACCUUUCAAGCAGUUUGGGAUGUUCUCGCUGAUAUUUUUGACCCUGCUAGCGCGAGGAAUCAGAUUUGGGUACGGUGUGAUCGACCUAAAAGAGCAUCUGCUGCUGAAACUACAGGUUGCAUUAAUUAGCAUCAUAAUACAAGUUGUAUAGCAUUAAAACAAAAGUACAGAUGUUGGUUAAGUCUUGCGAUUGGUUCACGGCCAUCAAAUUUUCCUUCCUGUGGUUUUAGGUGAUCAAAGCAUUAAAAAUGUGACAUGGCAGGAUCGGUUGCAUCAUGUUCAUUCUCUGUGUAGCUGGCAUGUUGUCCUGACUGCAGAGCAUGUUCCCUCCAAACGUAAAAUAGAACCCUACUGUAAUCAAGUUGAUGUUUGUAGAAGUAUAGGGCACCUUUCUCCGAAAAAAAAAAGACAAAAAAGAAAAAAGUAAAAGAUGGCCCAAAUUACAGAUGAAUGAUUUCUCUGGAUCCCUGGGGGUUUUUAACUCAAUACACUGAAAUGGCUAACGGAAAACUUUAAGUUAUGGUUUAUGUCAUUCUGAAAGUUUUAAGGAGUUUCAGUGGAUUGCAUGACUCAAAGGUGGAGCCACUAUAACGAUAACAGCUUCUGUUAAUUCUGAAUUAUGUUAUAAGUGCACUCAAACAACAACAGUAAAAAAAAAAAAAAAAAAACCCAGCCCUCACAAAAAGGUUCAGUGGAGAUCAUAAGUUUACCUAACCCACAUGGUGCUUGUAUGGAAAGAGAUAGCUGCUGUGGUCGAUAAUGUUUAUAAGGCUUGUUAUCAUUAUCAUAAUAUACUGUACAUAUCUUAUUUUUUAAGAUGAUUUUGACUUAAUUCUCUCAUCUUCAGAUAACAAACAGUUCUAGCCAGACAUUUUUUAGCCUGAAAACAAAACAGGCUUUAAAUUAAUAAUGCAUUAGGGUAAAUAUAGAACAUUAAAUUGAAAAGAACACUUUUUUUGUUCAGCGAACUCAGUCUACAUAGUCUAGCCACAAAUUCAUUCCUCUCAUCUUUGACAGAAAGAGGCAUCCGAAGAAAGUAAGAACCAUUUGUUAUCUUGAAAUACUGAGAUAGUUAAGUUUAUCUCUAUGAACAGGUAUCUGCAUAUAAGUCUUUAUACGAGGGACCAAGACUUAGAGUCUGAGUAGUAUUGACCAAUGACAUUUGAGCGGGCUUUGGUUGCAUGCAGGUAAACAGUCCGUGUCCAGAGCUAAGGAAGGGGACGCCUUGGGUGGUCUUGGUCUCGGAAACCAGCGGCUAUCGUGCCAAUCGGACUGCAGAGGAAGUCUUUGCCUGGAUAUCCGUUAUUCAUUUUCUGGCAAUCCAAAGGCCCGAAAGGUUGGCAGUGGCCCCCAGAGGCUAAAUCGUCACACAAUAGCCAAUGGGUUCUGAGAUUGGUUAAGUUGUUAUCUUGAUGUGAUACAAAUAUAGUAAUUAGGAAAAACCACAAGAAGAGUAAUGAGACUUUUUGGCUGCUCGUAGCCUCCGUAGAUUUUGACGGUGAGCUCUUUCUGGAAUGACUAGGAAACAGACUGAAGUGUGUGAUCUGAUUCAUGUGUUCUCUGGCAGUGUGUCUUUGUUUUGUCUUCGCUACAGUUCAGAAAGUGUUUGUUUACUUUCCUUGGACUACAACAAUCCUUUGUUAUGCCACAAAAUGUCACAAUCAAGAUUCAAAUAAUGUUAUUUUAUUUACCUGUAUGGAGGACCAAACCUGACAUAAAUGAACUGAUAAAAGAUUAAUAAUUCAAUUAAUAAUGAGAUAAAUAAUUCAAAGUAAUUGGACAAAUAAAUUAUAUUUUAUAAGUAGAAAAAUGUAUCUAUAAAAUGCUAAAUGUCUCCAUAAGACGAACCAAAAACACACUGCCAGGGAAAAAUAUCUUUUUCCUGAUUUGCUCUCUGAUAUCAGAUAUGUACAGUAUAAUCACAUAUUUGUCAGAGAAGUUUUCUUUAGCAUGUUUAGACAAAUGUUGAAGCUGCUUUUGACACUUUGACCCCUUCCUUCCUUUCAGACAAAAACGAUGUACAGUAGUGACCGCUGUAGCACCAGAUUAGCUUGGUGCUAAACAGUGAAUGUACCAGAAAAUAAAUACAGGCUCAAUAGAGGAUCCAUUCCCUUAAAUAGAACGAAUAUAAUACAUUUUUUGUCUUAAGAUCUAUAAAGAGUGCUAUCUAAAUAGUUAAGAUUUGAAUACCAAAAUUAUUAAUCAAAAACUGCUUUGAAAAGAAAAUAAGUUAGGAGCUGCUGCUUUUUUUAAUUCAGUCAUAAAUAAGUAGAAACUUGUGCCCGGUAUGUUAAAGUACGCAUUAUGGGUUGCAGCACUGUUGGCAUUAUCUGUAUCUGUUCAACCAACUCAAUGAUCUGUAGCUGUACUUGGAAGGGGGCGGGGCUUAAACGAACGUGGGCGGGCCAGCCUGGAAGAUGUUCAUUUACGUAAAAACUAUAGACUUCAGUUUCUAAAGAAACAGGUCAGCAGGAACGUCUUAAAAGUGCUUCAUCUCUUACCGCCACGCUCUCUAUCAAAUGCUUUAUUUGAAUCUUAAAGAAGUCGACAUCAGCUCUGCCCUACAUAGGAGAUAUUUGACUGUCCAGAAGAAUUUUACAGCCUGACACAGUUUCAAAAUAUCUUUAAGCGACCUAAUUUGCAAGACCUUAUUAAAGCAACUUUCAAAGGAGAGCAUGGUUGAAACGCCACACGCCUCCUCCUUUUUAUACCCCGACAACAACCUAAAGCCUGACCUGAAAGCAGCUCUUAAUUUAUUAAAUACAAAACAAUGGAAGGUGUUUCUAUUAAUAGACACUUUGUAUAGAUCUGGAUGAAAGGGGAAACUCAUUUUGAGAAACUUGUAUAGCACAAAAGAAAAAGCAACUGUUCCUACAAUGUGAAUCUAGUACUCGGGUACAGAUUAUUAGAUGUUUUUGCCCACAUUCCCCAUUAAUCUCUUUGUUGUACACUGUUUAUGGACUGAAACAAGACUGCAAAUGAAAAAAAGAAGUGUUAAAGUGUGUAAUGCUACUGUUUACAGGCACGCUUAUCUGUCUCAUUCUGCCCCAUAGCAUUAAUCCCAUUGGUUGAUUGAACAGGGAGCCAUGUUCCAUUAAAAAUCAAACCAACUAAUGUUGAGCUGGGCUGCUUGAGACAAUCAGAAGGGAUUUCCAGACCAGUGUUCCACCCUCCCUCUCUUUGGGAACGCCCUAAAAUGAUGAGAGGUUUGCCAUUUUGAGUCGUGGAAUUAGAUCCGAACAAAGCGACGCCACACUCGCUCACACACCUCAAAAUAACUGUCCGUCCUGGCUCUCUCUUACUUUUGUCUGACCUUUACCCGCGGCCAAACUUUUGUCUCAAAAUGAAGCUCAUGACUAAUUUUAUUUUUCACUGAUUAAAUCUCAAGGUGACCACAAAAUUCUGAACUUCUAGGGAGGGCUUUCUUUGGUAAAAUGUAAAACAAAAGAGGAAAAAAAAGAAGCAAAAGAACAAAUAUUUAUUCCAGUAGAGAAGUCAUAGAUUAAUAUUUGCUGGCGAUUAUUUUUAUAACAAAUAAAUGUACAUAAUGUCUUUGAGAGAUGCUAUUUGCUGUAUACAUGUGCUGAAAUGAGACAACGACCCAUGUGGGACACUUGGAACAACAGCAAGGUCCAGUAUACAAAGUUUCAGUAAUGUGCAAUACAAAACGGCAUGCUGUUUUAAAAUGAGGAACUUCAUGUACUGUACUAUGCAACCGCAAACUGUGUACAUCGCUUUCAUGCUGUGGCUUCUCCAACCACCCUUUUCCAAGCAGCUUCAUCUGGACUUUUAAGGGAUUUUUGUGUUUCUCUCUUUUUUUUUUCUGUGGAAGAUGAAAACCUAAGCGGUUAAUGCGGUAUUGCAUGCAUAAUAUACCAUUCUAAUUUAUAAAAAGGAAUUAAAGAAAAAUACAUGAAAUUGGAGGUGAUUGUGUUUAAGGCAAAGCUACAAGUGACUUAAAACAUUUCUUUUUCAAAAUAAAAGAGUCGUUCUAAA